GUACGCAUGCGCACUCAAACACGUACCUUGUGGAGCCGGAAGAACGAGCUGCAGCAGCAAAACCGGAACAAGAGAACAACAAGAAGAACAAGAACAACAACAACCUCCAGAACCUCCAGAACCUUUAGACCCGGACUCAGACCCGGACUCCGCCUCUUCAGCGCAGCUCUGUCCGGACACAGGAGCCUGGUCGCGACCAUGUUCCUGAUCAGGACCAGGACCUUCUGCUCCAAACCUCUGCCAGUGCUCACCCUGUUCACCAAGGACCCGUGUCCUCUGUGUGAUGAGGCCAAAGAGCUGCUCGAGCCGUUCAGACACAGAUUGGUCCUGCAGACUGUGGACAUUUCUAAACCGGAGCACAGAGAGUUCUGGGACCGGUACCGGUUCCACAUCCCAGUGUUCCACCUGAACGGAACCGAGAUCAUGAGACACAGACUGGACCCCGAGAGACUGGACCAGCUCCUGAACCAGGACCAGGACCAGAAACAGGACUGAACCAGACCUGGACCAUGACUGGACCAAGACUGACAGAAUGUGGGACUGGAGCAAAGGUUUGGACCUGGAUCAUAACCGGUUUUCAGAGUGUUUUUGUUUCAGUUUUUGUAAAUAAACGUGUGUGAAGCUCC
This is a messenger RNA of Boleophthalmus pectinirostris (great blue-spotted mudskipper), 626 nucleotides long. RefSeq names its product chromosome unknown C5orf63 homolog (gene cunh5orf63). The transcript is spliced from 4 exons. Lineage: Eukaryota; Metazoa; Chordata; Actinopteri; Gobiiformes; Gobiidae. Bases 7 to 495 code for a protein of 162 amino acids. The record is from RefSeq and is a predicted model, not a curated record.